AUGCGCUCGCGCUCCCCGCGCGGCUUCGCCGCCGAGCAGGCCGCGCGCAAAAAGUACACCUACGCCUUCUUCUUCCUCGUCGUCUCCCUCGUCGCCUUUUGCAUGCAGACGGAGCUGAGCGCGCACAUCCAGCACGACCUCGGCUGGGAUAAAGCCUACUGCAUGAUGUACUUUACCCACAGCUCCUGGAUCGUGCUGUGGCCCGCGCAGCUGCUGAUCUUGCGCCUGCAGCGCCUCGACCAACCCUGGCCCGUGUUUUGGCGCCGCCACAAGCAGCUGCUCAAGACGACGGCCCUCAUGGUCGAGAUGCAGACCCUCGACGUAUUUGGCACCACGCUGAGCUACAGCGCUCGCUCCGCCCGCUACAUGCUCCGCGUCACGGCCCUCGUCACCACGGCCCUCACCGUCGCCGGGCUCAGCUGGUACAUUGCCGUUAGCAUGACGACGCCCUCGGACCUCACGGCCAUUUACAACUGCUCCGCCUUCUUCGCCUACGCCUUUUCCGUGCCCCUGCUGCGCGAGCCUCUGCGCCUCGACAAGUCCGUCGCCGUCCUCAUCGCCAUUGUCGGCGUCCUCGUCGUCGCAUACGGCGACACCGGCGGCAGCGGCGCACCCGCCGGCGGUGAUCAAGCCGGCACGUCCAGCUCCGGCCCCGACGCCAGCGCCGAAAGCCGCUUCCUGGGCAACAUGGUCAUUGGCUUCGGGUCCGUCCUCUACGGCCUCUACGAGGUGCUUUACAAGCGCCUCGCCUGCCCGCCCGACGGCGUCUCCCCCGGCCGCGGCAUGAUCUUUGCCAACACCUUUGGCUCCCUCAUCGGCCUCUUUACGCUCCUCGUCCUCUGGAUCCCCAUCCCCGUCCUCAACUCGCUCGGCUGGGAAAAAUUUGCGCUGCCCGACGCCGCCACGGGCCGCCUCGUGCUCCUCGCCGUGCUCUGCAACGCCAUCUUUAGCGGCUCCUUUCUCGUCCUCAUCUCGCUCACCUCGCCCGUGCUCUCCUCCGUCGCCGCCCUCCUCACCAUCUUCAUCGUCGCCCUCGCCGACUGGGCCCUCACCGGUCAACCCUUGAGUGGCGCCGCCACCCUCGGCGGCGCCAUGAUUGUGCUUGCCUUUCUGGCGCUCAGCUGGAGCACCUACCGCGAGAUGACGGAGCACGAGGCGCAGAAGCUGGCUGUCGACCUGACGGACAGCGACGACGAGGGCGGUAAUAUGAGCGAAAGCGAUGUAUAA
Beauveria bassiana ARSEF 2860 is the source of this 1227-nucleotide messenger RNA. Its product is annotated as DUF6 domain protein, putative. Lineage: Eukaryota; Fungi; Ascomycota; Sordariomycetes; Hypocreales; Cordycipitaceae. The record is from RefSeq and is a predicted model, not a curated record. The transcript has a single exon. Bases 1 to 1227 code for a protein of 408 amino acids.